Messenger RNA from Sclerotinia trifoliorum, 2270 nucleotides. The record is from the annotation of a GenBank genome assembly. Lineage: Eukaryota; Fungi; Ascomycota; Leotiomycetes; Helotiales; Sclerotiniaceae.
CCUCUUUGGGACUGGUCGGACUUUUGUUUUACGAAUCAAAUUUUAGCGUCAUAACCCCGCCAACAAGCUUCCCACUUCCAGGUUGUUUGUUGAAUACUCGAACACUCUGAUCAUCCACAUUUUUGUUACGUCUCUCUCUAUUCAUCCUAUACAUCAGCGAAAAAUAAUGGCAGACGACUCAGCACCUCUUGAGCCUAAGGGUAAAAAAAUUGCCUCUGAAGAUACCCCCGCAGAUACUUCUACCCAAGCACAAGUCGAAUCCGAAAAUGAAGGGGAUAAUGAUGAAACAACCACUGGCGCAACUGGCACGCCAGCUACUGGAAAGAAGAAGAAAUCAAAGAGAAAGAAGAUAAAGGCCGCACUAGGAGUAGGAGAAUCCUCAACUGGAUCAAGCGGAGAUACUACAAGAGAUGACCUUUCAAAAGCUGUUGCGGGUCUCAGUAAAUCUCAAAUUGGAGAACUACUCGCAUUAAAUCCGGCUCUGGCACAACAAAUUGGUGCUGUCGAUGGCGAUCUGUCAGGGAAGCAAGCUGCAGAAGCUGUACGAAAGCUCAGUUUAGAGGAUAUCAUGACCGGUUUAGCCUCGAGCGGGAAGAACGUUAAGGAAAUGGGCGCAUACAAGUUUUGGCAAACACAACCGGUUCCUAAGUUUGGGGAAAGCUCAGAAGUCAUUGAAGAAGGUCCAUUUAAAAUUGUUGAUCCGGAACAAGUACCCAAAGAACCUGGCCCAUUAAUAUCUGGAUUUAAUUGGGUUACAAUGGAUAUGACAAGUGAUGAGGCUUUGCAGGAAGUUUUCGAUUUAUUAUAUGGCCACUACGUUGAAGAUGAUGAAGCUAUGUUCCGAUUUAAUUACUCAAAGUCAUUCCUCAGAUGGUAAGACAUUGAUAUAACAUUGAUAUGAUUUCCACUGACAUUUUAGGGCACUUAUGUCGCCAGGUUGGAGUAGGGAGUGGCACGUUGGUGUUCGAGCUACUGCAUCAGGGAAGUUAGUCGCUUUCAUAUCAGCCAUACCGGUUGCACUUCGAGUACGAAACAAAACCCUCAAAGCCUCCGAAGUCAACUUCCUUUGCAUCCACAAGAAGCUCCGAUCGAAACGAUUAGCGCCCGUUCUCAUUAAAGAGAUUACACGUAGAUGUUACCUACAAGGGACAUGGCAGGCAAUAUAUACUGCUGGUGUGGUCUUACCUAAGCCAGUCAGUACAUGUAGAUAUUAUCAUCGUUCGUUGGACUGGAAAAAGCUACACGAGGUCAAAUUCAGUCCUCUACCACCGGGAAGUACACCAGAGCGACAAGUUCGUAAAUUUGCUCUACCAUCGAAUACAUCCACUAAAGGACUGAGACCUAUGGAAGCCAAAGAUAUUGAUGGGGUCUUAGAUCUCCUAAAGAAGUACCUGGCAAAAUUUGACAUGGCACCAGUUUUCACUAGAGAGGAAGUAGAGCAUUGGCUUCUCAAUAGAAUUGAGAAUCCUGCUGAGCAAGUCAUUUGGUCUUAUGUUGUGGAGGUAAGUACAGUCUUUACAUGUCAUUUCACCACAGACUAACACCCUCAUAGGACUCUGCAACCAAGAAACUCACUGAUUUCUUUUCAUUUUACUGUCUCGAAUCCUCUGUCAUUGGUCACCCCAAGCACACUAAUGUUCGCGCUGCCUAUCUUUUCUAUUACGCCUCAACGAUUGCCCUUGAUCCAGCCAGCUCUAGAACCGAUCUUGGUAAACGCCUCAAUGAACUCACACAUGAUGCUCUUAUCAUUGCAAAGAAAUUCAAAUUCGAUGUCUUUAAUGCGUUGACGCUUAUGGAUAAUACUUUGUUUUUGGAAGAGCAGAAAUUCGGGGCUGGUGAUGGCCAAUUACAUUAUUAUUUGUACAACUAUAAGGCGAAUAACAUCGCCGGUGGUGUGGAUAAAAUGAAUAGGAUUCAUUCUGCCGGAAGUGGGGUGGGUGUCGUUAUGUUAUAAUUCAGCAGAGAUUGAACUGAAUUUGAAGUGGCUCCAACGAAACACCUAGGUAACUUAAGGAAUUGCGGACCUGAGCGGAUAGCUGGACAUGAAAAACCAUCCCGACCCAAGGCUGUCAGGAACACUCGAGGAUUUCGUCAGCUAAACCGAUGGAAAUGAGUAAACGGCGAAAAUGCAUAGAUUCCGUUAGUUAGGUUGAUUUGUUCCGCUGACCAAUACCUACAAACCUAUAUAUCAUAACGAGUUCUGAAUGCGAUCAUCUUCAUCACAUCUGAAUUUCUCCCGAGCCCCGAAUUUAGUCUAUACCUCACUGUCC